Messenger RNA from Aspergillus niger, 423 nucleotides. RefSeq lists its product as uncharacterized. The coding region runs from base 1 to 423 and encodes 140 amino acids. NCBI's taxonomy places the organism in Eukaryota, Fungi, Ascomycota, Eurotiomycetes, Eurotiales, Aspergillaceae. The record is from RefSeq and is a predicted model, not a curated record. The transcript is spliced from 3 exons.
AUGAAAUCCUCCUCGUGCCAUCGACCAGGUUGCGCCAUCGUGAGCCCAAACCACACCGUGUGUAGAUGUUUCAAAACGGGAUCAGUCGAAGCUUUCCAACAGUUUGCAUCGGUGUCAUCUCAGCCAAAUGUCUCUGUCGAGCAACGCUUCACAUACGAUGCUCCAAAAGGCUACCCGUUACAUCGAGCAUACCCUCAAAAUCUCUCCACGAGAUCCAGAACCAAGCCGUCGAUCUUCAUAUCACUUGACCAACACCACGACAGUCAAUAUCCAGAACCACCACCCAACCAACCACCUUCGAUCAUAGAAUUCGACCUCCAAACAGAAGUCAAUCAAUUUUCCUCCUGUCUGCGCAGCGGCUCCUGGUAUGGAUUGGUGAUUGAAGGAGUAGGAGGUGGUAAGAUGCUGUUAGGAUGGGGAUAG